AUCGUCAUCUUUCCCACUCAACAUUUGGUUUGGUACUCCAGCGCCCCACAAUAGCUCAAUAUGGAGGCCUGUCUCAAUCCAGCAACCGCAAACUCGCACAUCAGUCCCGCGGAGGAAGCGGAGAUCGCACGCUUGAAUGCCCAAGUCUGUAGCAAGGAAAACGGUAUCAAGCGUCAUCCAAACGUCUUCAGGCAGGCCGCACCUGAUGAGGCAGCUCGUUCAUUCGGAGAACAAUCGUCACCUCGUCCGAUGCUUCGCCCUGCGAAGCCAUCUGGGUGUCUCUGUCGACCAGUUUCCUCCACUGCUCCUUCCGCAUCUGGCUCUGGCUUGUUCGGAGCUGCAGCUCACCAGUUUGCAACGCAGCCUGCCACAGGUUUGCGGUUCGGUCACGUCCCAAAGCCACCUUCUGCAGGACUUCUUGGCAGUACCGGAAACCCCUCGACAGAGCGACGUUUUGGCAAACUAGGACAGCAUUAUUCCACCGACCCGCCCGUAUCUGACGGCGGAUUGUUCGACGGCGCAACACGCCAGUCUGAUACGCAGCCUGCCAAGAGUUCACUGUUUGGCCACGCUGUAAAGCCUGCUUCUGGAAGAAUUCUUGCCGGCACUUAGGAGCCUGCAUCUCGGGGUUUGUUUGGUUCUGUUGCGCCUGGUCCCAAUCCGUUCAUCUCUGACGGUCCUUCAAAACCUGCACCAGGAGGUCGCUUUACGGGAUUCGGCAGCACACCUCACCAAGGCGCGCGACCUGCUUCAGGUGGGCUUGUCGGCAGCCCUAUGAAGCUUUCGCCAGGACAUUUCUUUGCUCAACCCGCACCUGGCUCGAGCCGGAGAAAACAGGCGACAGAUGGUUGGGAGGGUGUACCGUCUCUGUUCCGUUCUUCCCUUGCGGCUCAGAUUCAGCAGCCAGUCAAGCCUUCUGCGACUGGUGGCUCGAGUAUCGGUGCGACCAUGCACCUAGCUCCAUGGCUCAUGAGCAUUGCAAUCACUGUCUCUCCAGGUUCCUCGCACGGUCCGGGUUGAGGAUUACCUUAUCGAUGAGGACGACUUGUGAGGUCAGAUCGGGAAUGCCCUGCCAGGACGACACGAAACACAUUGAC
Messenger RNA from Paraphaeosphaeria sporulosa, 1097 nucleotides. RefSeq lists its product as uncharacterized. The transcript has a single exon. NCBI's taxonomy places the organism in Eukaryota, Fungi, Ascomycota, Dothideomycetes, Pleosporales, Didymosphaeriaceae. Bases 61 to 612 code for a protein of 183 amino acids. The record is from RefSeq and is a predicted model, not a curated record.